This is a messenger RNA of Folsomia candida, 5280 nucleotides long. RefSeq lists its product as uncharacterized. The coding region runs from base 1 to 5280 and encodes 1759 amino acids. The transcript has a single exon. NCBI's taxonomy places the organism in Eukaryota, Metazoa, Arthropoda, Collembola, Entomobryomorpha, Isotomidae. The record is from RefSeq and is a predicted model, not a curated record. Gene Ontology annotation, biological process: DNA integration. Gene Ontology annotation, molecular function: nucleic acid binding; zinc ion binding.
AUGGAUCGGCUCAAGAUGGUCAGGAAAUCUGGGAGAUCAGCCAUUACGAAGACGGUGAACGAGUUGACGGCUGAAGUUGAAAGAGAAAACCCAGGCUUAGUGGAACUGCAGGUCUUGCUCCAGCGUUUGGAAGUGAUAAGUGAGGAAGUGGAGGACUUGGACCAGAAAGUGCUCGGCUUGAUGUUGGAUGGUCCGUGUACUGAAGAAGAGUACGAAAAUGAGAAGACGACCAUCAUCGGAUACAAGGACAAGAUUUCAAGAGCAAAAAUCCGAGCAGGAAGAAUUCUGAAUAAAACUCCAAGUCCACCUCCAAGUUCGGCUGGAGGUUAUGUGUCAGUGUUUAGUGAUGCAGGAUCAGGAGGAACUCAAAAGCAAAAGCGAUUCAAGUUACCGAAAAUUGAGUUACCAAAGUUUGAUGGCGUUUUGCAGAAAUGGCUUGGAUGGUGGAGUCAAUUUGAGAAGAUACAUGAACAGGAGGACCUCCACGCCAGUGAUAAGUUUCAGUAUCUCAUCCAGGCUACUGAAAAUAAAUCUGAAGCAAGAGACAUUGUGGAAUCCUUCCCUCCCACGGGUGAUAAUUAUGAAUUGGCGAUAGCAGCCCUGAAGGAGCGUUACGGAAGAGAGGAUCUCCAACUACAAGUUUAUUUGAGGCAGUUAUUGGGACUCGUCAUCAACAACGCUGGAAAGAAAGAGAAAAUAGGAGUGGACAAGCUGUAUUUGAAGUUGGAGUCGGCGCUACGAUCCUUGAGGACCCUUAAUUUGAGCAAGGCCGACCCAUCCAUGUAUUUCUAUCCCCUCGUCGAGUCCAGCCUCCCAGAAGAGAUUUUGCGGGCUUGGCAAAGGAGUCCAAUGUCCCGAAUUGAUGACGGAAGUGUUGAGAAACUGGACAUGCUGAUGAAAUUCUUGAAAACUGAAGUACAAGGCGAGCAACAAAUUGCAUUAGCCCGAUCUGGCUUUUCUAAUGAACCCCAAAAGAAGCAAGAAAAUAAGAAGAAAGCCAGCAUCGCCCGAGAAGGGGAGGAUGUUCCCACCGCAGCAGGAUUGCACGAAGCCAAAGUGAAAGAUAAGGAGUGCAUAUUCUGUGGGAAGUCGAAUCACUCCAGCGCCGACUGUUAUCGAGCCCACUCCAUGUCUCUUGAAGAGAGAAGAAUUAAAGUUAAGGAUAGUCGAGCUUGCUACGUUUGCUUGCGCAAAGGUCAUGGAGCCAAGGUGUGUCGGUCUGCAGUGAAGUGCAAGAUGUGCUCAAGACGUCAUUAUAAUUUGAUGUGUCCAGAUUUGUCUCAACAACGACCAAGUUCUGAUAGUGGAAAUCAAUCGGUUGUCAAUCAAGCUUCAACAGAAACUUCGUCUUAUCAAUCAAGUAUCCAGUGUGAUGGCGAAGUACUGCUGAAGACCGUGCUGGUGCGAGUUCGGAACAACAAGGAGAGCAGAAUUGUACGGCUUCUAUUCGACGAAGGAAGUCAGAAGAGCUACGUGACCAGCUACAUCUCCAAUGGCAUCAAGAGUAAACCAGUUGGAGACGAGGUGGUGCGGAAUGUGAUGAUCGAUGGCUCCGUUACCAGCCCCCGGCGGUAUAAUAAACAUGAAAUGGAAUUGGUCAGCGUCGACGGGAAAGUUAAUAGGAAGUUACUGCUCAGGGAAAGGCCACAAAUCGGAGGAAUUCCACCGCGAGCAAGAGUUGGACCGUGGCUACAGCAACUUCAAAGAGACAGCAUAUUUAUCAGUGAUCAUUGUCAGACUCCACUUGAAAGGGCGGACAUCGACAUCCUUAUUGGUGGCGAUUACCGAGAGCAAUUGAUGACAGGAAGAAGAAUCGACCUCAAGUUUGGAUUGUUCGCAAUUGAGUCUGUGUUUGGAUGGAUGCUCUGCGGGCCGACCUGCAGCGUUGAUCAAAGUGCAACGGAGAUGGUCAUCCAUAGUUAUUUGUCGGGUGACAUCUCACAGUUAUGGGAUCUGGAGACGAUUGGGAUCCAAGAGAGUGCCACUAAGGUGUCACGUGAGGAGAACGACCUCCAGGUGAAAGAAACCUUCCAGAAGAAAGUUACCAGAGAUGAAGACGGAAGGUACGUGGUCAAGCUUCCCUGGAUUCACGAUGAUUUGAAAUUCACCAUCCCCGACAAUAAAUCAGUUUGUGAGAAGAGAUUGGUGUCAGCGACAAGAAAAUUGCAGAAUCAAGAACAGGAUCAAGUUUAUGCUGACAUUUUCAAGGGAUGGGAAUCAGAGAAGAUGAUUAAUCAGGUUCGAGAGAACAAUUCAGCGUCAGGGCAUUACCUCCCGCAUCGUCCAGUUUUUAAGCCAGAUAGUUUGACCACUCCCGUGAGGCCAGUAUUUGAUGCUUCAUGUAAAGUGGCCAGUUUCCCCUCUCUAAACCAGUGUCUCGAGAAAGGACCCAAUAUGUUGGAGCUCAUCCCGUCAAUUUUGUUGCGAUUUCGGGAGAAGAAAGUUGGCGUCAUCUCGGACAUAAGGAAAGCAUUCCAGAUGAUUGGGGUCGCAGAGGAAGAUCGCAAGUAUCAGCGGUUCUUAUGGUGGGAGGAUCUAGAUUACAACAUUUUGAAGAUUUACGAACACUGCCGUGUUGUAUUUGGGAUGACUUGCAGUCCUUUCAUCCUAGCCGCAGUUCUAGAUAUUCAUUUAAGUCAAGCACCCACAGAAUUAAUCAAGGUGGCUGAGUUGAUAAGAAAAUCCUUAUAUGUAGACAAUUGUGUCCUCUCCUUCAACCAUAAAGAAGAUUACAUGGCGUUCAAGGAAUCUUCAGUUGAAAUAAUGGCCGAUGCGAAGAUGGAACUGAGACAGUGGGAAUCUAAUGCAGAUGAACUAAUUGAAGGAAGUUAUAUCACCACUGUUCUGGGAUUGAAAUGGGAUAAGAAAGAAGAUGUAUUGUUUUGUCAAUUGCCUAAAGAGGUUGCGGAGGAGUACAAGAUCACAAAGAGAAGAGUAUUAUCAGUGGUUUCUCAGAUAUUCGAACCAAUCGGAUAUGCUUGCCCUUCACUCCUUUUGCCAAAGCUAAUGUUGCAAGAGGCGUGGUCCAGAGAUCUCGGAUGGGACGACGAGUGGGAUGAAGAAAACCGGAUCCGAUUUGAAACUUGGUUCACAGAGAUUGACUGCCUAAGCAAGAUCCGGAUCCCUCGAAACGCGGUCCCUCGAACACCACGCCAAAGUGAAUCAUCAUUGCUUCAGAUUCACACUUUCACUGACGCCAGCCAAGGUGCAUAUGCUGCUGUCGUUUUCGCCAGAGUUGCAAAUGGUAAAGAUGUCUCAGUCCAACUGUUAGCAGCCAAAAGUCGAGUCGCACCCCUAGAUAAGAAGCAAAAGAAACGAGUUACGAUCCCCAGAUUGGAAUUAUUAGGAUGCCUCGUUGGAUCAAGAUUGACAUCCGUAGUGAAAGAAGCACUGGGUCUCGUCGACACACCCAUUCACUACUGGACAGAUUCGACCACUGCCAAAGCAUGGAUUGAGAGGGAGGCAGAUUGGGGAACUUUUGUUGGAAAUCGGGUCAAAGAAAUUGCAGAAUUGACCAGAGGAAGUAAGUGGAGACAUGUUCCAGGAACACUCAAUCCAGCGGACCUGCCAUCAAGAGGAUGUUCACCUCAAGAAUUAUUGGAGUCGAAAUGGUGGGAGGGACCGAGCUGGUUGAAAAAGGCCGAAGAUGAAUGGCCACGGUCAGCUCCACUUCCAGAAGAAGAUCAGAUUAAUUUGGAAAGAAGACGAACCGAACAUGCUGCCGUUGAGAUUCAAGUGCCAAGAUUCUCAUCGUAUUUGAAAAAUGUGAAGGUCGCAGCAUGGGUCCGUCGGUUUGUGAAUAAUGCAAGAACAAGUAAGGAAUUCCGACAGUAUUCCGUCUACCCAACAUUCAAAGAGUUACGGGAGGGUGAGAGGGACAUUGUGAGGAAAAUUCAACAGCGUCAUUAUCCAGAGAAAUUUGAAAUUAAGAAUUUGAAAGUGGAUAGAAGAGAUGAUGAACUCCUCCACGUAGACACAAGACUCCUUUAUAAAGAAGAUACGGAGGGCUUUCGACACCCAAUUCUACUCCCAAAAGAAGAUCCCUUAGUCCACCAGCUAAUAGAAUAUAUUCAUAUGGCUUACAAUCAUGCUGGAACACAAUUCGUGCUUGGAAAGUUGCGUGAACGGUACUGGAUCAUUCAAGGAAGAAAGACGGUUGGGCGAGUAAUUCAGAGUUGCACUGUCUGUCGAAGAUAUUCAGCAAAGAGUUUAGAAAGUGACCCUGCCCCAUUACCUCAAGAUAGAAUAGAAACGGUUGCUGCAUUUCAAAUCACUGGAGUUGACCUUGCCGGACCGGUGAUCCUUCGAGGAGGAGAGAAAGCCUGGAUCGUGUUGUACACUUGCGCAGUUUAUCGCGGUGUGUAUUUGGAUAUUGUCACGUCCUUGUCAAGUGAAGCUUUCCUCCACUCCCUGGAACGGUUUGUAUCCACCAUCGGUCGGCCGAAGAGGAUUUUUAGCGAUAAUGGUACGAACUUUGUGGGCGCAGUUAACCUGAUGAAGAUGAUUGAUUGGUCAAGAAUGGAAGAUGAGUUGCAGGUCAAACAGAUAACCUGGACUUUCAAUCCACCUGCAUCGCCAUGGUGGGGUGGGUGGUUCGAGCGUCUCGUAAGGUCCGUCAAGGAAAUAUUAAGGAAGAUGUUAGGGACGGCGAAGUUGUCAUUCGACGAAAUGAGGACAUGUCUCGCGGCCGUAUCCUGCACCAUAAAUGAUCGACCUCUGACGGCGUUAACGGAGGAUGGAGACGACUUAAUCGCGCUUACGCCAAAUAUGUUCAUGCGCGACCUCCCUAUCGCCUGCUUCCCAGAGGGAAAAGAAAUCGGUGCAAAUGAAUUGUGUGGAUCCUACAACAAAAUGCAAGCGAUUAAAGAAGGACUCCAAGCCCGAUUCAGAAAAGAAUAUUUGGGAAUUCUAGUUCAAAAGAAGAGUGAAACAAAGUCAAGACCACCUCAAGUUGGUGACAUUGUUCUUGUCGGGUCAGAAAACAAGAAGAGAUUUGAGUGGCCGCUAGGAAAGAUUAUGAAGCUGUUCCCCGGAAAAGAUGGAAAGAUUCGAGUUGCGGAAGUCAAGAUUUGCAAGAAUCCCCGAGGACAGAAUUUCAGUACCACUAUUUUGACUCGACCCCUGCAGCGUCUGUACCCCUUGGAGAUGCAGAAAGUUUCGGACGUGCCAACCAGCAAGAAGGAAGCCGUCAUAAGUGUUCAAGACGACGAGGUUCCAAUAAAAACUCGAGUGGGACGCCCAGUGAAACGACCCAUUCGUUAUGGAGAGUGGAACAAUUAG